UCGCUAUUUACUCAUCAACAAAUUUAUUUGUUGUUCAAAAACUCUUUUUAACCAAGAAACAAGAACACAAUACAAGAAAAAUAGACUACAACGACAAUUUUCUUUUACUGAAAAAGGGUUCAUUUAUUUACUUAAUACAAGAGUAUUUGUAUACAAAUUCUCAACAACUUUUAAAGCAAAACUAAACAUAAUAACAACAUGACACAUGACAGACACUAACAUACUAACAACUCAGAUAAUACUACCUAAUAUACAGUUUUCCCAAUCAAUCACAAUUUGGACAAUAAUAGUUCUUACAAAUUGUAUUUUAUUUCUUGUUAUCACUAUAGUCCUUAUUGUGAUAUAUAUUACUUGUAAAGAAGUAUGUGGUAGGUAGUUCAUGAGCUUCUUUUGUUUGCAUUUUAGUCAAAUUCUAAUAACAUACACAAUAAUUCAUAUUUAUGGGUUUAUUUAAAUAAAUCGCUUUUAAUAGGUAAAACUUAUUCUAAAUAAGGAUGGUUGUUUAAAAUUACUUAUGUGCAUAUAUCAUUACUCAAUUAUAUUUCUUCAUUCAACAAUCAAUCAAAAAUGUCUAUAUGUACACACAUUUAAUGACUUAGUGUACAACUGGAUUUUCAAAAUUUACCAAAUUUUAUGUAAUAAUAUUACUUUUUCAAAUAUAUUAUUAAAAGGAGCCAAACAUGAUGAUGAGAGUAUUUCAUGCCUAGUCUUUAGCUUAUUAACUCAAUCAAAAUCAUCAUUAUUAGAUAGAAAGAAUUGGUCAAUUCAAUGCCUUAAAAUCAAAUGCAACCAAAAAUAUAGAGAACAAGAAAUUAAUGUAAACAUUGGAAUUACUUCAAUUCAAAUGUUCUUACGUAAAAAAAAAUAGUGAGACACAUACUUAAAAAUCCAUAUAACCCCAAUGGUUACGAUCAUAAUAUAUACUUGACUAAAAACCAAACAAAAAAGAAAGACUCAAACCCCAAAUUCAUACGUAAUAAAAAACCAAAAACAUCUUAUUUCUUGCGUGUAAGAAUAUUUCAAACAUUAAUUUCACAUGAUUCUAACCAUUUUUAUUCUUAUAAAAAGAAAAAAUAAAAAUCCCUUUUACAAUUAUAACCCAAAAAAAAAAAAAUAGUUCAAGAGUCAAGACGCGUUCAUUAAAAUUUUCAUUUCAUCAAACUUAACUACUUUAAAAUAAAAUAAAAGGUAGAUAUUAAUUUAAUUCAUACCAAUAUGUAACAACAAUAACACCGCGUUUGGUACGCGGCUAAGGUUUUGUUAAUUAGGUCUAAUAAGCCCAAACCGGUCCCACAUUUCGUACUGAAACCAAAACGGUGUCGUUUUUAAGAGUGAGAGACAGAGUAAGUCAGUCAGUCCACCGACUUGCGUUGACCAGUUUAAGGUCAAAUUUGAGGUUUGAUCCAUUCCAUUCUGUAAUUAAUCAAACACCUUAAACUUAAUUAAAGUCCCUCCCAGCGGUGCAGCCCUUACCCUUUCAAACUUUUUCAACGGUCAAAUAUUCAAAACUCAUCACACCCUGUUGUUCUCUUCUUUCUACCAUUUUUUUUAAUUUAUAAAAAUAAAAAAAGCCUAUUUUUUCUUUUUAUUUAUUUUCAAAGUCUAAACCCGUGUCCUAUAUAUAUGUGUAUAUAUAUAUAAUACAAACAAUUAAUCCAAACCCAAAUACUUCUCAUUAUUCAUUCAAUUCAACUCAAAGCAAAGAAACCCAUAAAGGAAAUAACCAAAGCUUAAGCAAAAAAAUUUCUUUUCUUUCUUAAUUUUUUCUUAGUUACCAAACAGAAUAAUGAUCUCUUCAUGGAGACGCCGGAGAUCUUGUAACCGUCGACCGGGAAAAGAGAAUUACAUGAUUCAAAUUGACAGUAAUAUGGAGAUGGAGGAAUUAACCGUACCUGGACAUUUUCGGUGCCCGAUUUCGCUAGAUUUGAUGAAAGAUCCGGUGACUUUAGUGACCGGAAUUACUUACGAUCGCCAGAGCAUCGAGACUUGGAUCGAAGCAGGGAAUAUCACGUGUCCAAUUACUAAUCAAGAGCUUAAAAAUCUCGAACCCAUUCCCAAUCACGCGAUUCGGAAAAUGAUUCAAGAUUGGUGCGUAGAGAAUCGGUCACGCGGUGUUGAGAGAAUCCCGACGCCGCGUAUUCCGAUUAGCUCUCAUGAAGUGUCGGAGAUUCUGACGAAGAUGAGUUUGGCGAUCGAGAGACGAGAUUCGAACGGAAUUAGGGAUUUGAUCGGUAAAGUGAAGAAAUCGGCGAAAGAAAGCGAAAGGAAUAAGAGGUGUUUCGUUAAUAACGGAACAGGAAAUAUCUUAUCUAAAGCUUUCGAAGCUUUUUCAUCAAACGACGUCGUUUUGGAGGAAAUAUUGUCGUGUUUAACAUUGGUUUUCCCAUUAGACGACGAAUCCAAGUGUCGUUUUAUAAACUCACCUUCGGCUUUGAAUUGUAUGGUGAGAUUUUUGGAGUCUGGUGACUUGGCGGGAAGAAGAAACUCUGUUUUGUUGAUGAAACAACUUGUUUCAUCAACUUCUGAUCAUCGUUCUAUUGGAGCGGUGAUCGAGAUAAAUGGGGUUUUGGAGGCUUUGGUUAAGCUUGUUAAGGAGCCAAUUUGUCCUACAGUGACAAAAUCGAUCUUGAUUAUUGUUUAUCGAAUGUUGAUUGGUUCUUUCGAUGAGAAAAUUGGCGAAAAGUUUGUUGAAUUAGGGUUAGUUGAGUUACUAAUCGAAAUGCUUGUGGAGGGAGAUAGAAGUGUGUGUGAAAAGGCUUUGGGAGUUCUCGAUCGCCUUUGUGGAAGUAGGGUAGGGAGAGUGGCUGCACGUGGCCACUCUCUUACUAUUCCAAUUUUGGUUAAGAAGAUUCUUCGAAUUUCUGAUUCUGCAACUGAGUUUUCGAUUAAUAUGCUUUGGAAGUUAUUAACCAUGAUUAAGAAGGAUAGUAAUGAGAAUGAUAUUAAUUAUGAAGACGAGAAGAGUGUCAUUAUCGAAACUCUUCAAGUCGGGGCUUUUCAAAAGCUUUUGUUGCUCUUACAAGUGGGAUGUGGAGAAAAGUUGAAGGAGAAGACUAGUGAUUUGUUGAAGCUUUUGAAUCUUCAUAGAGGAAGGCUUGAGUGCAUUGAGACUACCGAUUUUAAGCAAAUUAAAAGAUCUUUUUGAAUUAAUUAAUAUCAAAUCAUCAUUAUUAUUAUUAUUAUUAUUGUUAUACUAUUGAUCACCCUUUGAUUGGGAUUAAUUAAGUUAGUUAAUUAAUUAGCUCAAUCUAGAAGAGAAAUGGUGGAAAGAAAAAAAAUAAGGGGGGUUGAGUUUUUGUUUCAUUUUUAUAUUAUUUAAAUUGUACAAAAUACAAUCAAAGUUACGUUCAUAAAAUAAUAUUAAUAUGACACAAUAUAUAGUUCUUGUA
Molecule: messenger RNA, 3389 nt
Organism: Cannabis sativa
Lineage: Eukaryota; Viridiplantae; Streptophyta; Magnoliopsida; Rosales; Cannabaceae
Product: U-box domain-containing protein 21
Exons: 1
Coding region: 1787-3145 (452 amino acids)
Biological process (GO): protein ubiquitination
Molecular function (GO): ubiquitin protein ligase activity
Source: RefSeq, a predicted model, not a curated record